GCAAACAGCAGCUGGUUGGACUCCGUUUACUCAACUCUGCAAGUUCAGUCUCCAUUAGUUUUUUUUCCUGAGAUUGAAGUUAUCGGCCUGGGCUGAGGCAAACUACAAACAACAAAAAGGCACUGUGGCUUGUGUCAGAUACAAACUGUGUUCAGCAAAUCCCUUCGGAUCACCUGUGAAGUAGAGCAUCAAGUGCCUUGUUCAAGGGCACUUCAGCAACACCUGCCGCAGAGGAAAGAGGCGUCCAUCGCUUUACCGUCACAAAACCCUUUUGUGAGUUUGCAUCAAACUACCAACAUCUAGAUUUAAAAUCAGGUCUGCAGGUCAGCAGCUCAGCAGCUCAGCGGUCAUCAGAGUGGUGAAUUAAAAGCUCCAAGCCCAGCUUGAGUCAGUCAUGGCAGACUGGAGCCUUUUGGGAAACUUCCUGGAGGAAGUACAGGAGCACUCCACCUCUGUUGGCAAGGUGUGGCUGACCAUCCUGUUUAUCUUCCGUAUCCUGGUGCUCGGGACGGCAGCCGAGUCAUCAUGGGGCGAUGAGCAGGAAGACUUCAACUGUGACUCGGUGCAGCCAGGCUGCGAGAACGUCUGUUAUGACCGAGCAUUUCCUAUAGCACACAUACGAUACUGGGUGCUGCAAAUUGUAUUUGUGUCGACUCCAAGUCUAAUCUACAUGGGCCACGCCAUGCACACAGUUCGCAGGGAGGAGAAGAGGAGGAGUAGGGAGGAAGAGGAGGAUGCGGGUGGAGGAGGAAAAGAGGAAGACCAAGGAGGAGGUGACAAAGGAGGAGGAAGAAGAAACAAGCAGGGAAGGAGUGCUGAGAAGGAUGAAGGAAAGGAAAAAGAUGAAGGUUCGUCUGCAGGUCGAGUUCAGCUGAGGGGGGCGCUGCUGAAGACAUACAUACUGAGUAUUCUGAUCCGUACCAUCCUGGAGGUAGUGUUUUUGUGUCUGCAAUACUUUCUCUAUGGCAUCUUCCUCCAUCCUCUAUAUGUGUGCAAGGCGUUGCCGUGUCCACAUCCAGUCAACUGUUAUGUCUCCAGACCCACUGAGAAAAAUGUCUUCAUUGUGUUCAUGUUGGCCGUUUCGGUCGUCUCCCUGGUGCUCAGCGUGCUCGAGCUGCAUCACCUGGCAUGGAGACACUGCUGCAGGAAGUUCAUCUCCUCAAAGAGUGUCACAUCUGCUAACACCUCCAUGGUCCGACAGAUCUCCAUGUCUCCACCUCGACCGUCAACCCCACCUCCUGAUUUCAAUCAGUGUGUGACUGGCUCCUCACACUUCCUCCCGCUCCCCUUCCCUAACAACGGACUGGCCUCUCAGCAAAACUCUGAGAACAUGGUGACGGAGAAGAACAAGAGGGCCGCUGCGGUCGAGGAGGCAAACUUUCUCCACAUAAAUUACUACUCAACCAAAUGGGAGAACUGCGGAGACGGCCAGAUUCAAGAUGGAGUGUGCCUGAGUUCUGACAGUAACAGCUACAGCCCUGAGAGCAAAGACAUGAUGUGCCUCCAGAUCCAGAGCAAUGGCCCAGAUGUGCUGCUGCUGAAGGACAAGAGAAGAUUCAGCAAAACAAGUGGAACAAGCAGCCGAACAAGAAUGGGCGAUCUCUCAGUUUAGAAAUCAAACCACAGAUAGACUCCAGCUACAGUCCACUUCCAACAACUUUCAUAACUCGACCUGUUGGUCAAGAUUCAAUGGAAUCACAUUGGCUGUGAUUCCAUUGAGGAUGUUGGAUUAGGAAAAUAAAUGCUUACUGGAAACAUGGCAAUUUAAAAAAACUUUAGCUUUUUUAUAAAACAUCUCUGUUAUAGGAUGACAUGGUUUUUCGGUUGUAUCAAAAUGUAUCUGUUUCGCUAAACUAUAAUGGUAAUUCUAUCUUUGCAUCAUAUAAGUUGCGUGAUCAACAACCGGAUGUUACUACUGUCAGAAAAGACAAAGACGAUGACGACAGGAAGUGUUAGGAGGAUGAAGGCGCAGGUUUUUUUUUAUGACUUAUUGCAUGAACAAAUUUAUUCACAUGUUGCGUUUCCUAUUUAAUUGAAACGCAGCAAUUGUGAAAUGCCACUACUACAGUUAACUACAGUGAUGAUGUGUUCAAGUUGAUGUACAAUUUAUGUGAAUGUGACAGAGCUGCUGGAUUUGAUGUGAAUCUUUGAUAACUGUCCUGGUCACUGAUUCACUGAAAUAACUUUGUCUUCAGACAGUACCUGCGUUUCCAUGGUAAAUGUGUGCAAAUCUUAGUCUAUUCUUCUAAUGUACAGAAAAAAACACAAUUUCGCAAUUUCAGUGUUUCCAUUAAAUAAGAAAUAAAAUGAAAAUCACAUUAAGUUUGUUCACACAACAAGUCAUUAAUAAUCAUAGCAGCAAUGGAUGGAAACAAUUACAUGAGAUAUGUUCAUGUUUCAAACAUAGCCCUUGUGCUGGUGUCAGCUAUCACAGAAGACAUAGGCGUUUUAUUCAAGCAUUGGGCCAACAAGCUCCUUCAAUUCAACACUUUGGAAUGACACGACUUUGUAAUGCUGUGAGAGCUCUGGUAGAGCCAGCUGCUCCUCGUCUAAAAUAAAAUCCAAACCAUCAUUCUCCUACCACUUCCUGUUGUCUUCUUUGUUAUUUUCACCAGUAGUAACAUCCAGUUGUUGAUCAAUCAAGUCGUGAUUUGAAAAACGUGCUUUUUCAAUGCCGUUUCAGAAAGUACAUCUAUUUCAAGAGAGCCAGAAAAAACACUUCCUUCUAGCGCAAAACCUUUGAUCAAAAAACAAGAGAUUUUGAGAAAUCGGCGUAUUUCCACUAAGCCAAUGUAUUUUUGUAUUUUCAGUUUCUGUAGUUUUUUUUUAGAUUAGGUGCUGUGAUGUUAUUAGUAGCUCCCUUACCUGUAGCACAAAACGUAAUAUAAGCAUGAGAUUGUUGGUCACAUAAACACAUUGUUAGUGUGGGGGAAGCUAACAGUUAGCCCAGGGGUGGGCAAUCCUGGUCCUGGAGGUCCGGUGUCCUGCAGCUCUUAGAUGUCUCCCUGGUCCAACACACUUG
Messenger RNA from Poecilia reticulata (guppy), 3022 nucleotides. The record is from RefSeq and is a predicted model, not a curated record. NCBI's taxonomy places the organism in Eukaryota, Metazoa, Chordata, Actinopteri, Cyprinodontiformes, Poeciliidae.